Molecule: messenger RNA, 632 nt
Organism: Strongylus vulgaris
Lineage: Eukaryota; Metazoa; Nematoda; Chromadorea; Rhabditida; Strongylidae
Source: the annotation of a GenBank genome assembly
AUGAAUACAAAGAGUGAUAUAGGAUGCGCCUGUGGACGAAUCCAUCCCAUUGGAUCGGGAGUUAUGGUAUGGUACCAGAAAUUUGAGUACGCCAUUGCACAUUGGUUCCAGAAGGCUGCUGAGCAUGUUUUUGGUUGUGUGUUGUGUGCUCCUGGAUGUUUCUCUUUGUUUAGAGCAUCUGCUUUGAUGGAUGACAAUAUAAUGCACAAUAGGGUAAUUGCUAUGGGAUUUAGGUAUACAAAGACUGCUCAAGAGCCGCGCCAUUUCGUGCAGUACGAUCAAGGAGAGGACAGAUGGCUCAGUACACUUAUGCUCAAGCAGGGUUACCGCAUCGAGUACGUUGCCGCGUCAGAUGCCGAAACCUAUGCUCCAGAAGGUUUUGAAGAAUUCUUCAAUCAACGUCGUCGAUGGACGCCUUCAUCGAUAGCAAAUACGAUUGAUUUACUGGCGGAUUAUAAACGUGCAUCCGAGAACAAUGACUCUAUAUCAAUGUCAUACAUUGCUUACCAGUUCAUAGUGAUUUUCUUCUCUAUGUUGGGACCAGCAAUCAUGUUUUGUAUGCUAGUUUUCGCACAGGUGAGCUCUUACAUGUAUCAUAGCUUUUGUGUUUUCUACCAACUAUCUGUCUAAAG